CAUAUCCAUAGCCUGAUUGAUUCAUAAUGUGGCUGGACAGAAAUCAUUACACCACUUCACUAUUCUUCAACUGCCUAAUACUGCUGUGCCUAUGUUCCAGUAUCCAAGGUUUCUCCCUGUCUUCCUCUCCAUCAUCUGAGGAUGGUAUCAUAUCAGUCUGUCCUGCCACCACUGUCACCCUCACCUGUACUGCCACUGGAGUUGGAAGUUUGAUCUGGAGAGACCAGAAUGGGCAGAUUGAUUUAUUUGUAGCCAGUGAUCCAGAGUCCAUGGUGAUAGAAGAAGGUCCUUACACUCUGACUCUAGUCUCAGUAGACAAUGAUGAUGGCGAUUCUUUUGCUGACUUCACCUCUACACUGGAGGUAGCGGUGGAUGACGUUGCCAAUCGAACUAACAUCUCCUGUAUUGUAUUCAGGAAUCAGACACACCUGGUCAUCUAUAAAAUAAGAGCACCAUAUCCUCCACCUAAUGUGAUGGUGAAGACGGAGAAUUUCCAACCUGACAACUUCUUCAUCAUCAUCUCCUGGGAGUCAGGAGAAGAUGAAGUGGUUGAUGAGUACAGAACACUGACCAACACCACUACACAGUCCAUCACCACUACCAAUACAACUGUAGUUCUAGAGGGAGUGUACAACAUUCCUCUAGAAAUCAGAGUCACAGCCAUCAACUGUGCAGGCACUAGCGCAGAGGUCACCGAGGAAGUCUUUGUUGCUGGCUGUGGUCCUCCCAGUCAACCAGUGAAUGGUAGUGUUGGUGAGUUGACCAGUUCCAGAGUAGGAGCGCAGGUCACCUACUCCUGUGACACCCACCUGGUUCUGGUGGGAGAGACUGUGGCCACAUGCUCUCUCCCUUCUCUAACAUGGCUGCCUAGUAGUGAUGAUGUCAUCUGUGCACAACCACCAGUUGUAUCAAACAGCUCAAGUAUAGUGACCAACAAAACACCAGUGGUAACAGUUACACCGACCAAGCAACCAAUGAAUGGUGAUAAAAGAGGGAGUUCUCUAACUACAGCAGAAGCAGUGGUCACAACAGGAGUAGUGUGUGUAGUGUGUAGCUUCACUGCUGGACUGCUACUUGGUGUUCUACUGACUCAAUGUCGUGGUCACUGUCAUAGGAAGGGGAGGAGAGGCCGGACUGAGAUGCCUCCUGUUUAUGAGGACAUUCCCUUGGAGAAGACACCUCCCAUUGAACUCAACACCAAUGAAGCUUAUGGACAUAUUUCACACUAAAUGACCCUAUAACUAUUCACCAUCACUAUUAUUGUUUACAAAGAGCAAUUGGUUUAGAGUUUUUGCCAGAAAGCAUACCAAUCUUUUCCUAAGUAAACACCCAUCUACACCAUGUUGUGUAGAGUUCAAGAGGUCAGGCAAAUGCUGACUCUGCAUUUAGUGCUUCUGUUAGACUGUGUUACAAGUGCAGGAACUGAGGCCUUUUUGUCAGUUGUUAAUUUUAAUAAUUAACAAACUGGAAUGCUUGUCUUAAAACUGUAGUGUUUCUAGGUGUGUGUGACAUAAAAUUUCAGGAAGGUCUUAGUUUGUUCUCCUUGUAUAGCUACUUAACUCUGUCUGACAGCAGAGUAUAAUACUCCUCUACAAGUCUCAGUGGUGGCUGUGAACUGUGCAGGGGAAAGUGAGCCAAUGACUACCGACAUCACCAUACCUGGCUGUGGUCCUCCCAGUCCACCAGUGAAUGGGAGUGUUGGUGAGUGGACCAGUUCCAGAGUAGGAGCACAGGUCACCUACUCCUGUGACACCCACCUGGUUCUGGUGGGAGAGACUGUGGCCACAUGCUCUCUCCCUUCUCUAACAUGGCUGCCUAGUAGUGAUGAUGUCAUGUGUUUACUGCCAUCAACUCCCUCAGUAUCAGUGACACUACCAACUAUGAAUGAAGAUGGCAAAAAGAGUUCUAGUGCAGAUCUGAGUACAGCAGAAGCAGUGGCCACAACAGGAGUAGUGUGUGUAGUGUGUAGCUUCACUGCUGGACUGCUACUUGGUGUUCUACUGACUCAAUGUCAUGGUCACUGUCAUAGGAAGGGGAAGAGAGGCCAGACUGAGAUACCUCCUGUUUAUGAGGACAUUCCCUUGGAGAAGACACCUCCCAUUGAACUCAACACCAAUGAAGCUUAUGGACAUAUUUCACAUUAAAUGAACCUUGAACUAUUCAUCAGCACUAUUAUCGUUUACAAAGAACAGAAUUGGUUUUGAGUUAUUGGGAAAGCAUACCAAUCUUUUCCUAAGUAAACACCCAUCUACACCAUGUUGUGUAGAG
Molecule: messenger RNA, 2268 nt
Organism: Geodia barretti
Lineage: Eukaryota; Metazoa; Porifera; Demospongiae; Tetractinellida; Geodiidae
Source: the annotation of a GenBank genome assembly